AUAAAUUACUUACUAUGAUCACAUAUCCAACAGUGUACGAGUACAGGAGUAAUACAGCUGACUAAGUGAGCACAGUAUUAACUCGCUGUAAGGUUCAGCGAAUCUGUAGGCAUAAACUGAAAUGCAGAGCAUAACUUUCGUAGGAAAUAGGCUCACGGCAGGAUUCAUCUAUGUCAAUUCUUAAAGCUGCUAAAUAGCAUGUCUUCCAGUGCCGUUGUGCAUAGAGCUCCGGUAAGAAAGGUCGCUGUCUUUGGAGGAACUCACGGUAAUGAGUUAGCAGGGAUAUAUUUGGUCAAGCACUGGCAAGCGCACGGAGCUGAGAUCCAAAGGCCAGGAGUGGAGGUGAAACCAUUUCUGUGCAACCCAAGAGCUGUGGAGAAAUGCACUAGAUACAUUGACUGUGAUCUGAACCGUGUGUUUGACCUUGGUAGCCUUGGCAGAACAGUGGUGGAAGAUACUCCAUAUGAAGUGAGAAGGGCUCAGGAAAUCAAUCGGAUUUUUGGUCCAAAAGGUAGUGAUGAUGCCUUUGACCUUAUUUUUGACCUUCACAACACCACUUCUAACAUGGGUUGUACUCUUAUUCUUGAAAACUCCAGGGAUGACUUUGCAAUUCAAAUGUCUCAUUAUAUCAAGAACGCUUUGGCUCCAGAACCUGUUCCUAUUUUGCUGAUUGAACAUCCAACCUUGAAAUAUGCAACAACUCGCUCUGUAGCAAAACAUCCUGUUGGUGUGGAGGUGGGUCCGCAACCACAGGGUGUUAUUAGAGCUGAUAUUUUGGAGAAAAUGAGGAAGAUCGUGAAACAUGGUCUUGAUUUUGUGCAACUUUUCAAUGAAGGACAAGAAUUUCCACCAUGUACAAUUGAGGCUUACAAAAUAAUGGAGAAAGUAGAUUACCCCAGGAAUAAAAAUGAUGAAGUUAUUGCUAUUAUUCACCCUAAACUACAGGAUCAAGAUUGGCAGCCCCUGAACAAAGGCGAUCCUCUGUUUUUGACUCUCGAUGGAGAAGUUAUUGAAUAUAAAGGGGACAGUACUUUCUAUCCGGCAUUUAUUAAUGAAGCUGCAUAUUAUGAAAAGAAACAUGCUUUUGUAAAAACAGUCAAAGUAAAACUCACUGCAGAGCUCCUCAGAUCUGAGAUCAGAACAUUUAAAAGCUGCUGAUCGAUUUUAUGCACAAAGCGUAUAUCUCUCCUCUGUGAAAUUAAUUUUUAAAAAGUAGUAGUAUAUGGAAUAAAUGCAGAACCUAAUUUAAAGGAUUAAUUUAAUUGACAUUGCUGAGCACUUUUAAGACCAAAUCUACUGUCAUAACGCGAAUUAUGACUACCUGUUUACCCAUUCUAAUGGUUUACUAUGGAUACAAAGAAUAUUAUGGAGUUAAUUCAUACUAUAUAUAAAAUAUUUAAACAAUAAACCAUGAAUUGAUUAGCAGCUAUAAAACUUCUUUCAGAGUCACAUAUAAAUAUGCUUAUUCUGCAAAUUAGAUAUUAAAAAAAAAAACCAGAUUUUUUACUUUAUAACUCCAAAUCUAAGAUAACCCACACUUUAAAGACAGGGUGAUGCUUGAAAAUAAUUCCUCAGCUAACCCAUACAUGAGUUGAGACAAAAGAAAUAGGUUAGGAAGAAAGUGGGAGAGGGGAGUUGUGUAUUAAAAUUCCUUUGUAUUACCUGCACAUGCGACUAACCCCUCUUGCACCUAAGUGGAAGGCUUAAGGUUAAUUUUGUUCUGCUUUUUUAUGCUUAUAAAGAUACAAUACAUGCUAAAACAUGUAUUAUUUUUGAGGAAAAAAACACUAAAAUACCCUUUGAAACAAAAUAUUGUAAGAUUAAUACAAACUAUUUCUGAUUUAUCUUUAAAGACAAAUAAUUUUGAGAGCAUCCCAUACUUACAAACUUACUGGAGCAGGAUUCUACUUUUUAAAAAAAGGUGCUUAUCCUUUUUGCAAGGAUCUCUAUUGCAAUGAGAACACGAGUUGUUCAGAGUUUUUAAACACUUUUUAGCUGCAUCCACUUAACUACUUCUAACAUUUUUCCAAAUACAACAUUCAUCAACUGUUGUACCCAAAAGCCAUUAAAGGCAGCAGCAGGAUGAGCUAAAAUUAUCUGGAUUUUGCUGAAGAGCAAUGCACAGGUCAUAAGCAGGUAUCUCAGAGCAGAAAUUAAGAGGGAUUUUGUACUUAGAGACUUAGAAUUUCAAGACUCAGCUGUUCUGUAUUUGUAGAAACAAAUGCCAUCAGAGUGACAGAGAAGAGGAAGAAAAUAUGGAAUUAACAUUCUGCAAUUGUUUUAACGUAUUUGACAAUAAUCAGAGACAGAAAACAUGAACAGAAAACAUAACAAAACUUGACAAAUUCUGAAUACAUAAAAUAAUUAGCUAUUCACUAAAAGCCUCUUUGUGCA
This is a messenger RNA of Nothoprocta perdicaria, 2394 nucleotides long. RefSeq names its product aspartoacylase (gene ASPA). The coding region runs from base 199 to 1158 and encodes 319 amino acids. The transcript has 7 exons. The record is from RefSeq and is a predicted model, not a curated record. Lineage: Eukaryota; Metazoa; Chordata; Aves; Tinamiformes; Tinamidae. Gene Ontology annotation, molecular function: hydrolase activity, acting on carbon-nitrogen (but not peptide) bonds, in linear amides; hydrolase activity, acting on ester bonds.